AUGCCACCCGUCGUCGUAACAAACACCCUCGCACGCGUCCCCGAGGUCUUCCAUCGUCUCCCAUCGUCGCUCGCUCUGUCGUCGGUCCAUCGUCACUCAUCGUCGGUCCAUCGUCACUCAUCGUCGCCCAUCCCCGCCGGUUCCUCUCUUGACUUUGACGCGCGACGUUCGCGGAGCGUGGGAAAGGUCACGACUGGCGCGCGCGCGCGCGGCCUUGCGGCUGUGCCGGAACUCUCGGAUCCGCCGGAUAAUCUUGUGGACUUUAGACGCGCGCUUGGCAAGCUGUCAAACGGGUUUCGUAUUGUGUAUUCGAAAUCUGUGAUGCGCGUCAGGAAUAUGGGCCUCUGCCAAGAACAUAUGGUGGCUAACUACAAGAGUUGUGACGAACUCUGUCAUCUAUUCCAAGGCCAGGGAGGGCCGGUAUUUAUAGUUUACAGGAAGCGUGACAGAUGUGACGUUUACUACAUAAAUAUGGAAGGUGUGACGGAUAAGAUAAGAUAA
Molecule: messenger RNA, 501 nt
Organism: Coprinopsis cinerea okayama7#130
Lineage: Eukaryota; Fungi; Basidiomycota; Agaricomycetes; Agaricales; Psathyrellaceae
Exons: 5
Coding region: 1-501 (166 amino acids)
Source: RefSeq, a predicted model, not a curated record